This is a messenger RNA of Cryphonectria parasitica EP155, 489 nucleotides long. RefSeq lists its product as uncharacterized. The transcript is spliced from 2 exons. NCBI's taxonomy places the organism in Eukaryota, Fungi, Ascomycota, Sordariomycetes, Diaporthales, Cryphonectriaceae. The annotation marks the transcript as partial. The record is from RefSeq and is a predicted model, not a curated record.
CUCGAGUGCCAGAUGAAGUCUGUCGCACGCAAGGACACCGAACAAAGUGGAUACAACGCCAUUUCCUAUACCUGGGGGGACCUGAACCAAACAACCCAAAUUACAGUCAACGGAUACCUGCUGAAGGUCACUCAGAACUGCAAUACCGCGUUGAGGCAGGCAUGGGGCUACGACCAAGAGGCCUGGUACUGGAUUGACUCCGUGUGCAUAGAUCAACUUCACCCAGGGGAGAAGGGACAUCAAGUCUCACUCAUGGGCCAGACCUAUUCCGAAGCCAAGAUUGUUCUUGCGUGUGUCGGGGAUCAGGCUGAUGGGAGCGACAUCAUCUUUCGGUUCGCAAACGACAAUAGAAUUGCCCUGUCUCAUUUUUGGCGGCAAUUUAGGGCAUUCAUGCGCCGGCCUUAUUUCCGACGACUAUGGGUAUACCAAGAGCAACAUCUCGGCAGGCACGUCACCUUUUCCUGCGGGAAUGACACUGUUCCUGCCUCC